This is a messenger RNA of Fusarium venenatum, 2733 nucleotides long. Its product is annotated as bacterial alpha-L-rhamnosidase-domain-containing protein. NCBI's taxonomy places the organism in Eukaryota, Fungi, Ascomycota, Sordariomycetes, Hypocreales, Nectriaceae. Gene Ontology annotation, biological process: carbohydrate metabolic process. The record is from RefSeq and is a predicted model, not a curated record.
AUGUCUCUCAAAGUAAUUGACGUUCGCUUCGAGCACUAUCGCCACCCUAAUACCCUAGGCGUUCACGAAAAGAAACCACGCAUCUCGUGGCGCUUUCAAGGCGCACCGCCUGGCUUUGAACAAGAGGCCUAUGAGAUACGGGUUAACAAGAGUUUCGGGCAACAAAAGGAUCAUGUUUGUACUGUUGAGAUUGAAUCAUCGCAGUCUUACUUGGUUCCUUGGCCUGCAGAGGCACUUGUGUCCCGUCAGAGAUACACCGUCUCUGUCAGAGUAAAGGGCAAAGGCCAAACCGCCUUCACCGAGUGGAGCGAUGAUGCAUGGUUAGAAACCGGCAUCUUUGAGCGAAGUUGCUGGAAGGGCAACUUCAUUUCCGCUCCAUGGUCUGAAAAACACAACGAUAAGCCCCAGCCAGAAGAUCUCUUUCGCAAGAACUUCCGGUUGAGAGGGACAGUACAAUCAGCCAGACUGUACAUUACAGCUCGAGGUGUAUACGAAGCCGAGAUCAAUGGUCAACGCGUCGGUGAUCACUUCUUGGCACCUGGCUGGACUUGCUACGAUGAUCGGUUGACAUACCAGACUUACAAUGUCACCGAAUCACUCAAUGACCAAGACAAUUGCUUGGGUAUUCGUUUGGCCGAAGGAUGGUUCACCGGUCGCCUAAGCUUUGACGGCGGCCGAAGAAAUAUCUACGGUCCUCGAACAAGUUUACUAGCUCAGCUUGAGUUACGUUUUGACGAUGGAACUACUCAAAUUGUCUCGACAAAUGACGAGUGGACAGUAUCCCAGGGUCCAAUCCGUCAGGCAGAGCUGUAUGACGGAGAAAAGUACGACUCCACUCUCGAGACCCCAGGAUGGUCUUCUCCUGGUGAUAUGAAUGGCCCUUGGGAGAAAGCAGAAGAGGUGCCGUUCGUAUCUGAGAAAAUUGAACUUGCCGCUGCUAUUACCGAGCCAGUUCGUCGUAUCGAAUCUGUGGCGCCUGUGGGGAAAAUUGUCACGCCAACAGGAAAGACCAUUAUCGACUUUGGUCAGAACUUGGUGGGCUAUGUCCGCAUCAAACAGGUCAAAGGCCCUCGCGGACACAAAGUCACCUUAAGACAUGCCGAAGUUCUUGAGAAUGGAGAAUUGGGCACAAGACCUCUAAGAAAAUGCGAUGCCACUGAUAUCUACACACUUAGAGGUGAUGCAGAACCAGAGAGCUAUGAGCCAAGAUUUACCUAUCAUGGCUUUCGCUAUCUACAGAUCGAAGACUGGCCUUGGCCUGAAAAAGAUGUUACAGACGCAGUUGAGGCCGUGGUGUGUCACACGGAUAUGGAAGAACAGGGACAAUUCUCAUGCUCCGAUGACAAACUCAACAAGCUUUUUAGCAAUGUCCGCUGGAGCAUGAGAGACAACUUUCUUUCGAUACCUACAGACUGCCCCCAACGAGAUGAACGUCUCGGAUGGACAGGAGACCUGGCAUUAUUCGCCCCAACAGCUACUUUCAUCUAUGGUUGCUUUCCGAUUCUGAAAGACUGGCUCAAGGGCGUCUGGUUUGAUCAGAAACAGCGAGGAGGAAUCCCUCCAAUGGUCUCGCCAAAUGUCCUUGACAAGUGCAGGAUAUGGGGCCCUAUUUGGCCCUGUGCGAUUUGGCACGAUGUUGUCGUUUUGGCACCAUGGGCUUUGUAUCAAGAGACAGCAGAUCCAUCUAUUUUGUCCGACCAGUUCGAGUCUAUGGAGGCUUGGUUGAGAAUCAUCCCCAGGAACAAAAACGGUUCUACGCAUCUUUGGUCGUUUGAUGCGGAUCAGCUUGCGGACUGGCUUGACCCGAGUGCACCACCAGACGAUGCAGCCAAAGCUACGACUGAUCCCCCAUUAGUCGCCAAUGCAUUCCUGAUACAUUGUCUCGACAUUAUGGGGCAGGUCUGUAGUGUGCUUGGAAAGUCAGAAAGUAGCUCACACUACACGACAUGGGCCGAAAAGGCUCGUGUUGAAUUUUCUCAAGAAUAUGCUUCACCAAAUGGCCGUCUGGUAUCAGAUACUCAAACCGCCUAUGCUCUCGCCAUCUGCUUCAAUCUACUGAAGGAGCAACAGCUAUCACGCGCUGGCUCACGGCUCUCAGACAUUGUCAGACGAAACAGCUUUAAAAUAGGCACAGGUUUUGCUGGAACGCCGUAUGUCUGCGAAGCUCUCACACGAACAGGCCACAGCAAUGUAGCUUACACGAUGCUCCUCAACGAGAAGUGUCCUUCUUGGCUGUACGCUAUUUCCAUGGGUGGAACAACAACUUGGGAACGAUGGGAUAGCAUGCUACCAGAUGGGUCAAUCAACCCGGGCGAGAUGACCAGUUUCAACCAUUACGCCUACGGAGCAGUAGCCAAGUUCAUGGUGGAAAGAUUGGCUGGACUUCAACAAGUUGAGGCUGGAUGGAAAAAGUCUAGGAUGCAGCCAGAAAUUAUUGGAGAUUUCACGUGCUCGUCUGCAUCGCAUCUAACCCCUUAUGGAAAGGUGUCGAGUUCUUGGAAGUUGGAGAAUGAAGAUGGCAAGGAUAUGCUGUUUGUGGAUGUUGAGGUACCAACUGGUACAACAAUGGAUGUCGUGCUGCCUGAUGGAGAGCACACCAGGACGGAGAGUGUUGGCUCUGGUAAGUGGUCUUUCAAGGCACGGUUUGAGAAGAGGGUUGAGUGGCCGGUGAAGGAGACGAAGUUCAUAUUGCAGGAGAUUGUCGAGGAAGCUGAGAGAGACGCGUCCCAUUAG